AUGGGGGAGGGUCUCACCAAGCAACGGCCGGGUGCCGGCUGUACCCAGGAACAUUCGCAGGACGUGUGGCACGGCCUCUACCAGAUGUCCUCCCAGCAGUUUGUGGCAACAUGGCUAAACACAACCAAGAAGGUCAGAAUUGCCAAUAAAUACUGGACCCGUUAUGGUACCUCCUUCAGGAAAAUGGUGAAUAAGAUUGAAAUAAGCCAGCACGCCAAGUACACUUGCUCCUUCUGUGGCAAAACCAAGAUGAAAAGACGAGCUGUGGGGAUCUGGCGUUGUGGUUCCUGCAUGAAAACCGUAGCAGGUGGUACCUGGACCUACAACACCACUUCUACUGUCACAGUAAAGUCGGCUAUCAGGAGACUGAAGGAGUUGAAGGACCAGAAGAAGCUCCACCGUUUGAAACAUUGCUUACUUACAACAAAUGGGUUAAUUGAUAUAACAAUAAACAAAACAACAACAAAAAGAAUGUAUAGCAACUGGCCUUGAAAGACAUACUAGCUC
Molecule: messenger RNA, 507 nt
Organism: Panthera uncia (snow leopard)
Lineage: Eukaryota; Metazoa; Chordata; Mammalia; Carnivora; Felidae
Product: 60S ribosomal protein L37a-like
Exons: 2
Coding region: 1-492 (163 amino acids)
Biological process (GO): translation
Cellular component (GO): ribosome
Molecular function (GO): structural constituent of ribosome
Source: RefSeq, a predicted model, not a curated record